Messenger RNA from Danio aesculapii, 1684 nucleotides. RefSeq lists its product as uncharacterized. NCBI's taxonomy places the organism in Eukaryota, Metazoa, Chordata, Actinopteri, Cypriniformes, Danionidae. Bases 350 to 994 code for a protein of 214 amino acids. The transcript is spliced from 4 exons. Gene Ontology annotation, biological process: regulation of transcription by RNA polymerase II. Gene Ontology annotation, cellular component: nucleus. The record is from RefSeq and is a predicted model, not a curated record.
AAGCAUAGUAAGCUUUAAGCCUAAUGACAGCUGUGAUGUUAUCUGUUUGAGACGACCUUGCUCAACUCGCUAGGGUGCAUUUUUGAGUGCACAUGUAAGGAAGCGCACAACCUCUAUGUAAUAUCACAUUCGUUUUGUUUUAGUGUGAUCGCUGGCUGGAUGUGUGCUGGAUUCAGUUCGGUAAGAAGUAUGUUGGAAUCUUUGUUUUUGUGAAUACUGUUAAAAGUCUUGUUUUAGAGGAGAAGUGGGAACAGCUAGUUCACAUUUAUUCCUGUAUUUUAAGAGUUUUUUGGGGCUACGCUUUUUUUACGGGUCCGUUUUUAGCUGGAGCUUACUUCUAUGCAGCAGGAUGAUGGAGAACAGAGUGUUAGAGCGCUCAGGAGAGAGUAAAGAUCCUCCACAACUCUUCACAUACUAUCAGGGCGACAUCAACACUGCGGUGGACGAGCACUUCUUCCGCGCGCUCAACAAAGCCACCAUACCGAAAGACCUCAGCAUUAAAGCCAAAGACAGCAGCAGGACUCCCAGAUCCGAUAUCCCCUCAUCAUCUUCAUCAUCACCAUGGGCUAUGUCAUGGUCUAAACCCAGCACACACUCUUCCUCAAAACUGACCCCCCUCACCUCCAUGGAAACCCCAUCUCCAUCUCAGGGAGUUAUCGUGAACCCCUCGGGACUUUCAUCAUCGUCGUCCUCUUCAUCAUCUUCAUCUUCAUCACUGUGGCCCUGCGCACCCAGACAGAGCUCAUCAGCUUUUGAACUGCCUCAGAUCCUCUACCAGCAGCAGGCGAGCGGCGAGAGCAGCGCCAGCUCUUACCUCAAUCUCCUGCAGAUGGAGCGGCCCGCAGGGGGCAUCAUGAUCUCACCCUUCUCCAAAUCAGACACCAGACCUGAGUGGAACUCUGGGACAGCUUUUAAAGAUGUGUCUGGAAGCAGAAUCAGCCUCGAUUCAGGUUUGCCUGUCUCAGAAAUCAAUAAGGAUUUGUACUGGUAUUGAAGAAGUGAUUUCUGGCUCUGAUGAAAAUACAUAUUCAGCAGCACAAGACUGGUCUGUUUACAUGAUUAUGUAAGAAGGCUGUGUUUUUGACCAUCUGUGACUCAAACAUUAUAUUCACAGUGUCAGACAUUCCUCUGAGAUGAGCAGCAUUUAAUCGCUUCUUUCAGCUGUGAAUGUGUGAAUAAACUUGCAUUAAUAAUACAUAAACAAGAAAACCUGAUUGGAAACGACGCACUUCUCUUAGAUGUCUAAUUAGUGACUUAGAAAGUAAAUUCUAUUUAUAUGAUUUGCAGUACAAUAUUGUUUAUCAGACUUUCUUUUGUAAGUAUUCUGCGUUUUGAAAGUUGUAUUCUACUUUUCGUAAUGCAAAAGCUAUAUUGAAUAUAGUAACUGAAGGGAAACUUUCUCCUUGAACACUUCCUCAUACAUUACCUCGAGGCAUAAAAUAACUUUAAAACCCCAUUUUCAAGUAUGUUGACUCUUGAAAUGAGAUGGAGUGGUAGAAGUCAGCUGACAAAAACAAAGCAAAAAUAAAUUUCUCUGAAACUGUACAAUUUGUACUGAAGUUCCUCGUCUCUACAAACCUAUUUUCCUCAAAGCAGUGAUGUCACAAUCCCUCGCUUUUGAUAGAUGAUUACAACAAAACAGCUCUGAACAAUUGUGAUGUAUAAACGCAAUUAUUUUCAGUAA